AUUUAAGGCUUUCUUUGCUGCUUUCAGUUUUUGUUUCACAAAUCAUAGGGAUCCUCAAAAUAAAUAUUCAAUCCUAGCCGUCCAAAUUAAUCUUCUCCUUUUUUAUUUAAUUAAAAAUUUGUAACAAUAUAUCCUCUUUUCCAUGCAUGGAAUUCUCCUAAAACUGCAAUAUCAGUAUAAAUAAAAGCCCAAUUCUUCAAUUUUUUUUUAUUUGAUUUUUUCCAUUAAAUUCGUUGCUUUGGAAACUGAAUAAUUUGAAGGGUUCUUCUUCUUCUUUUGUGCCUUUUUUUGUGGGUCUAAUCCUUUGUACUUCACACGAACUGUCACAUCUUAACCCUUUUUUUAUUCUCUUUUGAUCAUCUUUAAAAGCAACAACCUUGUUCUCCAUCUCUUGAUCAUCGUAAUCAUGGAUCUUGCUUAGUUUUUUCAAGAAAUUUUUGAGGUAAGAGUUUUUGUUGUUGUUUCUUGAUUGAUUUAGAUUCAGAAUUAUCAUGGAAGAAAAGAGGUUUGUGUGUAGGUAUUGUUCACGAAAGUUUCUGUGUGGUAAGUCUCUUGGUGGUCACAUAAGGACUCAUAUGAUGAGUGAGAAUGAAGAGAGAAGAAUGAUGAAUGCUAAUAGUAAUGCUGCUGCUUCUAUGUUUAAGUUUGAUGUUGGAAGAAAGAGAAAGAGAUCUGAAUUAGGGUCUAGUGGUGUUGGUGGAAGUGGUGGUGGUGGUGAUGAUGGAAACUACAUUUAUGGUCUUAGAGAGAAUCCCAAGAAAACAACUAGGUUUGUGCAUUCCAAUGCUGCUGCUGUUUCUGCUACUGAUCAGGAGGAAAGAUUCUGCAAGGAUUGUGGAAAAAGUUUUUGGUCGUUGAAGGCUUUAUGUGGUCACAUGGCUUCUCACUCGGAUAAAGGCGUGUCGGGUGUCUGUGUCAGAGAUAAAGAGAAGUUGGUUAUGGAUAGUCAGUCGGAAACCGAGGAUUCGGUUCCGACUUAUACACGGAAAUCAAAGAGGAUGAAGUUCAAGAAUCUUAGCAAUGACAACCGGCGCUCUUCGUCUUCGCCUCCGUGGGGAAAUUGCUCGUCUUCGAUUUCUGAAGUGGAUCAAGAUCAUGAAGAAGUCGCUAGGACUUUGAUGAUGUUGUCUAGAGAUUAUUCUUUCAAGGGUUUAGCUUUGGUGACAGAGUCAUCUGAUAACAACUCUGCUGUUGUUGAACCGAAAUUGAAAUUGAAAUUGAAAUUGAAAUCGCCUUCUGCUGAUACCAAGGUUGUUGCUAUGAAUCAUGAUAAGAGCAAUGUUGGAAGUGAGAAGAAAGUGUUCAAGGAUAAGAGGUUGAGGUAUUUAGAAGAAGAUUAUGAUUCUCAUAAUUCUGAUUCUGGUUAUUUCCUAUAUGGUCCUAAAAAAGAAGAAACAGAUGAUGCUUCAAGCGAUUGGUGUUUAAGGAACCGAUUUCAGGAUCAUGAUUUUGAAUCAAGCAAGAAGAUACAAAGCAAUAAGAACAACAUUCAAAAGGGUUAUGAAAGAGAUAGUUUCUCAGAUGAUUCGGUUUAUGAGAGCGAUGAAAACAGCACUGAUAGUGAUUCAUAUGCUGCUCCAAAGGCACAAACCAACAAGAACAACAACAUGAAUGGAACAAAGAUUGGUAACAAGAAGUCAAGUUGCAAAGGGAAGAAGAAAAUGAAGUCAAAGAAAAACAAAGAACAUGACUGUCCACUUUGUGAGAGGACUUUCAAGUCAGGACAAGCUUUAGGAGGUCACAAAAGAUCACAUUUUGUUGGAGGCUAUGAUGAGAGCACUUUUGUCAUUAGGCCAAGUGGUUCUGCUGCUCAACCUCAACCUCAAGCUCAACCUCAACCUCAACCUCCUGCCCCGGUUCCGGUUCCGGCUCCGGCUGCUGUUAAUCCUUGCUUAAUUGAUCUUAAUCUACCUGCUCCUGAUGAUGAAUAGGAGCUUAAUUUUCAUGAUUUUGGAACAUUUGUUUUGCUGAGGUUAGUUGAAUUAUGGAAUUAUCAUAGAAAAAGUUUGGUCUUUUUAUCCAUAUGAUGAAAGCAUUGACAAUGUACAGACAAAUGGGUAAUUGGUUGGUGAAUUCUUUUUUUGGUUU
Messenger RNA from Lathyrus oleraceus (garden pea), 2088 nucleotides. Its product is annotated as zinc finger protein ZAT9. The coding region runs from base 492 to 1931 and encodes 479 amino acids. The transcript has a single exon. NCBI's taxonomy places the organism in Eukaryota, Viridiplantae, Streptophyta, Magnoliopsida, Fabales, Fabaceae. The record is from RefSeq and is a predicted model, not a curated record.